Messenger RNA from Entrophospora sp. SA101, 866 nucleotides. NCBI's taxonomy places the organism in Eukaryota, Fungi, Glomeromycota, Glomeromycetes, Entrophosporales, Entrophosporaceae. The record is from the annotation of a GenBank genome assembly.
AGCAGACGAAAUCAUCAAAAAAAUUUACUGUGAUAUGUUUAGAUGCCAACUCCAACGAUUCCAUACAACUCGAUCAACAAAUUGAGAUUUAUUUGGAUGAUAUGAAUUUUCCAAAAUCAAACCAAACUUAUAAAAAUUUUCAUUCCAACGUCGUUUCGUCAACCGCUUUUCCAACAAGUUGGGGUAAUGUUGAUGUCAAAAAACUUUAUUAUAAAGUGAUUAGAAAGAAUAAAAAAGAAAAAACCCUAGUUGAAAAUAAAACCAAGGUUGUUGACGACGACGCCAAGGGUAACGGGAUAAUUAUGAUGAUUGAAAAUGAUGACAGCAAUAAUAAAGAUAUAGGCGAUAAGAAUGUCGAUGAGUCGAAAAAGACAACUGCCAUCAAAAAGAAAGCUGUUGCGAGUAAUAAUAAUGAUGAUUAUUGCAACGAUGUAAUUAUAGAAUUAAACGAUGAAGACAGCUUCAACAAAUUUUGGAAGAUUGUUAAAAAUAUAUAUAACGAAACUGACGAUAAAGAAGACCUCAAGGGAAAAGGAGAAGGUGGACCAGUGAACCAUGAUAAAAAUCCCGAUGACAAUGAUGCAGAAGAUGACGAAUAUGAGUUAACGACCCCAUUAUUAAAAUCUGUAACAGUCAGAUCUAAGAAAAAAGUUUAUAAGCAAAAAGUUGCUGUAUCAGAUACAACCACAUUUUCUUCAGUUGUUACGUUUGCUAUAAAUAAUGCAUCCGCUCCACCAAACAAACAAUUCGUUAUCAGAUCAGCAGAUAGCUCACUCGAAUAUAUCCCAAAUGACUUGAUCAGAGAAGUUAUUUCAGGUGUUGAGCAUACCGAUAUUGUAGUGAGCUUAGAAAAUUCUCAAGGGUGA